Molecule: messenger RNA, 1162 nt
Organism: Pangasianodon hypophthalmus (striped catfish)
Lineage: Eukaryota; Metazoa; Chordata; Actinopteri; Siluriformes; Pangasiidae
Exons: 7
Coding region: 106-1122 (338 amino acids)
Biological process (GO): negative regulation of endopeptidase activity
Cellular component (GO): extracellular region
Molecular function (GO): cysteine-type endopeptidase inhibitor activity
Source: RefSeq, a predicted model, not a curated record
AAAGUUCAGGGUUUGCUCUGUGACAGGGGAGUUGAACACACAUCUCCGUCCUCUCUCCCUCUCUCUCUCUGCUCAGGUUCAGCUGAAGCAAUUAUACUGGAGAAAAUGGGAAAAGUACAGUUCAUCAUCCUGUCACUGAUAAGUUUAUACUUUCACAGUGCCACUACAGCUCUUGUACCAACAGGAUGCCUCGACCCAAGUGUUGUGAACGCAGCGGAGGUGGCACUGGACCAGAUCAAUGCAGCCAGAAAGGAAGGGUACAUCUUCUCUCUGAACAGAGUGUAUGAUGUCCUGCAAGAGGCAAAGGAGGAAAGUGAGAACCUUUUACGACUGAUAAUAGAUGUGCUGGAGACAAAGUGUCAUGUGAUCAGCAAAAGAAAAUGGAAGUCAUGUGAAAUCAAGGAUAUCGCAGAUGUUCCAGUCUUCGGAAAGUGUGAUGUAUCUGUCUUCAUUCAGACCAACAUUACUUUACAUAACUUUAGUUGCACUAUCCAGCAAGUUCCUGCUGCUGCCAUCGUUGAUGUAUGUCCAGAUUGUCCAACAACAGAGAGCCUGAAUGAUCCGAUCGUAGCCGAGACAGCAAAUCUUUCUCUUGAAAAAUUUAACAAAGAUACAACCAUGUCUAAUUAUUUUAUUCUACUGAAUAUAACAGGGGCGAAAAUGCAGUGGGUUGUUGGUCCAUCCUACUUUGUGGAGUUCACCAUACAGGAAACAGACUGUGCCAAAACACUGACUGAUGUAGAUUGGACUCAGUGCCAGCCAAAGAAUGGGACACAUAUGAAGGGCUUCUGUACUGGAUCACACAUUACUUUUGAUGAUGACCCUGAAGUGAAAAUUUCCAAAGAGGCCAGCUGGAUCAGUGGAACACACACUACUAUUGAAGAAGCUAAGAAAAAACUUUCCACCAAAGUCAGCUGUUCACUUUAUCAAGAAAUGCUCGAUAAUGAACCAGGGAACGGCCACAGGACAACCAAAAACCCUCCAACCAUCCAAACUCUGUCUGGGUCUGUGCUGGUUCUGCCCCCUCCACCCAUCCCAGCGCCCCCCAGAAUACCUGCUGCUGCUCCUAACUGUCCUGGAAAAAGGAGCCACAACCUUGGACUAAAGUCACUGAAACUAUGAAUAAAGUAUCACGUACCAAAGGUCACUCCUCACUAUAAAA